Molecule: messenger RNA, 2738 nt
Organism: Enterobius vermicularis (human pinworm)
Lineage: Eukaryota; Metazoa; Nematoda; Chromadorea; Rhabditida; Oxyuridae
Source: the annotation of a GenBank genome assembly
AUGUGGAGUGGUCCGUCAGGAGGUUCGAUGGCUGGUGCAUCUGUUGGCGGUACGCUAGCUGCUCCUCAGAUGUCACCCGCAUUUGGACCGAUGUCAUCCGAUUACGGUAUGGUUCCGAUGGGUGCUCGGAAUCAAGCGGAAACAAUGCAAAUGCAACAAUCAUCGAUGCGAUAUCAGCAAUACAUGCAAGGUCAAAUGCCUUCUCCCUCGUUCGUUUCACCGAACCAUAUGCAGCAGUCUUACCCGGCAGAACCGGCGGGAUCAAGACCUGGCUCGUACAUGGGGCCACAAUGUGUACCAACAAGUUCGUAUGUUGGAAAUCCUGGCUACGGGCAGGCGAUGUUUGAUAGCGGAAAUUAUAACCGGCCGCAUCCACAACAGAUGAUGAUGGCAUCUGGCUCUAAUAUGCAAAUGCAGUAUCGAUGCCAGCAACAAUUUGCCACUGCUCAACAAAUGCGGUCGUACAAUCAACAGCAACAGCUUAUGCAGAUGCAGCAGCAUAACUCAGGUAUUCAGCAACAACAGCAGCAAGCUGUUGAUUCGCCAAUGUAUCCAACGGCAAUUCCAAGUGCAACACAGCGCACACCUGGAAUGUCACAACCGAUGAUGCCUUCGCAAGUCCGUGGGAUGAUGAUGCCCGGCUAUAAUGCAAAUAUGAUGUCAUCUUCCGGUGAUUUCAUUCGAGCUCGGGCACCCGGUCCAGUUAGCCCUGCCUAUGCUAGUGGUGCCCCUUCCUUUCCCCAGCCUGCUAAUCAGUCAGUGAUUCGUGGUUCCACCACUGUUAAUGUGCUUUGCAGUAAAAUCUUAUCCUUCCAGAUCCGUGCUGGUCCUCCCAUGCUCUAUUCCCAAAUGCAAAAUGACAUAACACGGCAGCAAGUUGUUGCCUACCCAAAUCCGAAUUCUAAUUUUCGUGAUUCAACAGACGGUGUAGUUCGGACAGCACCUCCUUACCCAUUUACAGAGAAUAAAAUGGCAUUUUGUGAAGAGGUAACGGUGAUCGAACAGUCUAUUGUUUUCAGUCGUGACUCAAAUUCUGUUGAUUACAUCUUCAUCAUUCCGGAAGAAAAAUUUUUACAGUUGCGAAGAGGCGAAAUUGAUAUACAACUCAAAAGCAAUAUGAUUAAUAAUGUCGGAGAAAUUAUGCAGCAUAAUGUUUGGCCAGCACCUCCAGAUGGCAGUAGAGACGAUGGGAUUUCAAAUAUAUCUGUAUGCUCAGUAUAUUUAAAUUCCGUUAGGGUCGAAAUUAUGGAUAUCAAUAGGGCGCUGUACCUAGGCAAUUAUUGUCAAAAAGCAACAAACAAAUUGGUCAUUAGUUCCUCCAGUUGCUUUAAUUCGCACUCUUUUACAUUGCAAUAUAUACGCUGGAAACCUGUCCAACAAGUAAUGAGCGAAAUAUUCAAACAGAGGAGGAUGGAUUUAAUGGCUUCAAAACAAAAAGGCAUGCUCUAUAAUUUGAUUUUUAAUGCCAAAUUUAAUUCAUCUGUUUUCAAACUCAUUCAAAUGGACAUAUCGCAAUCACGUAUUCCAUUAUACUCGUUAGGACCACAACGAAUUAGAGCCCCAGCUCGAAGUGUUAACUGCAAGCAUACAGCUUGUUUUGAUCUGGAAACAUUUUUGAUGCAUAAUUUGGAAAACGAUUCGUUUGUUUGUCCUUACUGCAAAAUACGAUUCUCAUGGAACGAUUUUGAAAUUGAUCAGUUCAUUGCUCAAAUUCUUGCUGAAGCCGCUAAACGAGGCAAUGGAAAUGAGGUGAGAAUAGAUCCAUCUUCCGGUUGCUGGGAGAUUGUUGAUUCUCCGAUGAAUAUGUGUCAACAGCAGUCACAGCAACGAUCUCCUCCAUUUUCAAAAAAUUCUGUCCCACUUCCUCAAAGUUCUUCGGACGUGAUGACGAGUAGGUCUUUGAAACGAACAGGUGAAAAUGAAGGAGCUACCGGCUCAGCUGGAAGUGGUCCGUCACUGAAACGCAUCAAGUCAGAAUCAUUUGCUGCUACGGGAACCAAUGGAGGCCAGAGACAAGAUUUGCCGGCACAGUCACCGUUCAAUCCAGGUUCAGUGCCUCCUACAUCAACCACUUGGAUGCCCUCACCAAACGGCAGUUUUCCUGUUGUGAGUCCGUGUGGAACGUCAUUAAGCCCCACAACGAUGCAGCCUGCUCAGCAGCAACAACAGCCAUCGCAGCAACAACAAUCACAACAACAAUUUAGUGCUUCAUCCGUUCCUAGCAAAUAUACGGGUCCUGAUACUCCAGUUACUCCUGGUAGUGGUCAUAACCCAGCCUCUGUUGGGCCGUCAGUUAGCCCUGGUGGAACACAAUUACAGACCGUUAUGCAUUCUCAAGGAAGUGUAGAAGCUGUAUCAGUAGCUGGUUCAGCUCCAUACACACCGGCAUCAGUCAGUUCGUUGAACAGUGGGAAUCACUGUGGUAUGCCGGCAUCAUCAAUAGCAAAUAAUGAUACUAGCGUUUCAUCAGUUGCCGGGAAUACGAGUAUCAGUGAUAUCACGUGCAGCUUGAGUGCAAGUGCUUUUGAAGACGUGCUUGAAGAUCUUAUCUACACAGACGUUAAGAUUUUACUCUAUAUCACAUCUUCGGCAUCAGAAAUGGAAAUGUACUUAAGAGAUGAACCGCUUGCACCAGUAAGCGCAAAAACUGCAUCUAAAGAGGAGGAUCCUCCACGAUCAAUUAAUGAUGAUCAAGACUGGCUUGAUUUUGCUCAAGUUAUUGCUAAGGAAGCAUAGCU